AUGCCGUCUGCUACCCAGCUUUACCAAUACAACCAUGUCCCCGAGACAAAAGAAAAUCUGGACUGGGCAGAUUUACCUACAAUCGACCUCUCCCUCUACGGCUCUAGAAGUGGCAACGCAACACUCGCCGAAACCCUCAUCGAAGCAAUCCGCACGAAAGGGUUCUUCUACGUAACCAACUACGGCAUCUCCCAAGAAGAAGUAGACACACAAUUCGCUCUCGGUCAACAGUUCUAUGAGCUUCCACUCGAGGAGAAGCUCAAGUACCAACCGGACUUGGACUCUGGCGACUACAAUGGCUACAGACCUGCUGGCAGACGGGUUUUGAGUGGGGGUAUCAAGGACAAAACCGAAGUUUGGAACAUGGCUACGAACGAUGGACAGAUCACCCAACCUCUUCCCGAGCUUCUGCAAAAGAACAAGACCUUGAUCGAAAACUUCUCUAAAGACUUACAUGAUAAGGUCCUCGAUCCUCUACUCCACCUAAUCGCCAUUGCUCUUGAACUCCCAGAGGACUUCAUCACCAAGCUCCACCAAUGGAACGUCCACGACGAGUCUCAUCUGAGAUAUAUGAAGUACUCCAAGUUUAGUCCCGAAGAGUUGGAGAAACUAAGUGAUGGACUCUGGUCACUUGGACAUACUGACCUUGGCACCAUCACUCUUCUAUUCCGCCAACCGGUGGCUGCUUUACAGAUCAAAGAUCAUAAGAGUGGUGAAUGGAAGUGGGCUAAACCUUUGGAUGGAAGCCUGACUGUUAACACAUGUGAUGCCUUGAGUUUCUUGACAGGAGGUUAUAUCAAGUCCACCGUGCACCGAGUUGCCGCACCUCCGAAGGACCAACAACAUGUCGAUAGACUCGGUCUCUUGUACUUUGCCCGCCCACAGAACGACUUGGUCCUAAACACGGUUGAUUCGCCUGUGCUUAAGCGCGGGGGAGCCGUGCAGAAUGAAUUCGAGGCCGGCGGUCAUAAGGUGCCGACUAUGGGAGAGUUCACGACGCUGAAGCAGACUUGGCAGCAGCGGAAGGGCAAGACAUACAAGGGUGAAGACGGAGUCGAGAUUCUGCCUGGUUUCAAAGGCAAAUACCACGAAUAG
Fusarium coffeatum is the source of this 1095-nucleotide messenger RNA. RefSeq lists its product as uncharacterized. The record is from RefSeq and is a predicted model, not a curated record. The coding region runs from base 1 to 1095 and encodes 364 amino acids. NCBI's taxonomy places the organism in Eukaryota, Fungi, Ascomycota, Sordariomycetes, Hypocreales, Nectriaceae. Gene Ontology annotation, molecular function: dioxygenase activity. The transcript is spliced from 4 exons.